AUGGCUACAUCAGGCGCUAAUCCCACCUCUGCCCUGUUACAAGACAUGUUGCGAGAGAAGAAAGCGCAGACACAGCGCGUGAAAAAAACUUAUGACCCUACGAACGGACACAAGAAUGGGCGCGACGACAGAGACAUUCAGAGCUCCCCAAUUCCAUCAAUGAGCGCAAGAGACAGGUUCGACGCACAUUCUCGGCGCGGCAGUGGCGUUAGUGUCAGGAGUGUGACGAUGCCGAAAGAGAUGGGCUUUAGGGAAAUGGAAGAACACAUCUCGAAAAUCAACAAACAGAAUUUCGACCUCAAGCUGGAAGUCUUCCAUCGCCGCCAACGGAAUGAAGUCCUUGAGUCCAGGCUAGAAAAGUUUCAAGAGCUAGAGGCUAACAACGAGGAGCUACAAUCUAUCAAUGAGGAGCUGCUGUUGGAACUUGAGAAACGAGAUGUCGCGAUCCAAGAAGCUGUCAGCUUGAUCUGUGAGCUCGAAGCCAAGAACGAAGACCUGCAAAUGGCAGUGGUCAAAAUGGACUUCACACAAUCGUCCAGCACAUCGGGCCCAGAGCCUGUCAAAGAAGGGAAUAGGCUUUCGGCUUCACCUCUGUCUACAAUAUCAGGUAUGGGGCCUAGCGAUGCUUCCCUCCUUACUGAUAUUGGCCUCCCAACUGAUCUACAAGUACCAUCAGAACACAGCCUCUCAGCUCCUGACACACUCUCCCCGCCAAAGGCGAGUUCAGCACGCCGAGUCCCAUCUUUCCUCCGAGAGACCAAGAAAAGCACCAAUGUCUUACGUAGCAUGUAUUCGAAAGACGGGAACGCAAGCUUCGUUAGCGUCGCUCAAACCGUUAGCCUUUUCAGUGGAGACGAUGAUGAUGAUUACGUGGACCGGCAAAUGACAAACUCUCCACGGCUCAGCAUUCUCAGCGAGAGCGGCUUCUCAAGUAUUUACGGAGGUCGCAACGAUCAGAUCUUUGGUGAAACAAACAACAAAGGCGAAGUUGCUGAGCCGCCUCUUCCCGAACUGCCAAGCAACCAUCCACAGCGGGACACUCAACGCGAAUCAAGAUUACACAAAUGGUUGGAUGAGAGAAAUAUGCCGAGGACGCCUUCUCCAAAGGCUAAAGCCAAUGACAACAUCUCAUCAAUAGGUGAAGUUUUGAGCGAAGUACCGAAUUCUUCCCAUGACCGAAACUCCGCAGAGACUAUAUCCAUAGUCCAACAUCCUCGUGAACAGCGUACUCCUGAAAAGCGGCAGGUCAAGCAGGUUCGAAGCCCUGAGAAGAGAUAUGCCUCACCAUCCUUCGGGGGGCCUAUUUUCGGAGCUGCUGUAUUGCCACCUACUCCGGACACGAUGAGUACGGCCACGUUGGAUGCUAAUUCGUCUACACCUAGCAUUAUCACCGAAAAGAGUUUGCUUGAUGGCACACCCUAUUUAGCUAAGGGCUACUCGGCAUUGGUACCAGAUAUCCGCCCUCAGACUUCCGAUAGCACCAGUGGGUCAGCAAGUCCGGGAUCGUUGAAAGACACUGCUCGGCAGGACAUGAGGGCUCGCAGCGACGCGCUUGGCAUCUCUGAAUCUGACACUCCAACGCGGCCCUCGCUCAGAACCUACGGCACGGAGACGUCCAGUGGAGAAGCGUUGUCAUCCACACAAGCAUCCCGAACCCUAUCAUAUCCAUCUCCAACGAGCAGAGCGCGACGUCUGUCCGACCAGCGAUCUCCUAAAAGCUACAGAGGAUCUGAUUCGAAUAGCGAGAAGACACUAAACCAAUCGCCGCAGGAGCGGCUGCGCUCAGGUAGCGCUGCCACCAUCACGCCCAUCAGACGUACAGCUAGAGACGAUCAGCACUCACCUUUCUUCUCCCAAAAUGCAGCCGCUCCAUCUCCAAUCACCGCUUUACCGCAUCUCGCCGCAUUUCCUCAGCCCCAACGCGCUUCGUCCUUCCGCUCCAGAAUUGCGAGCAAAUUCAGCCGCUCCAUCAGCAACGUCAGUCGUAUCCCAAAUCCUUCCUCUAACCCUCAAGAUAGCAUGCCCUCAAGACCUCCAGUAACCCGCGCCCCUGCCUCAAUUCAGCACGCUCGUCUGCCGAGGCCGGCAAGUUUGUACGGUCAGCAUCCCGUCCCCGUUCCUAGCCCUAGUCCUACUCAUCGUUUGAACCCAAUGCUUCCAGAAGGCAUGCUAACAGACCUGGAACGCUACAGCGCCGGAUCUGCCAAGCACCUCGAGCGGCGAAGAGAUCGCAGGUGA
Messenger RNA from Letharia columbiana, 2238 nucleotides. RefSeq lists its product as uncharacterized. The record is from RefSeq and is a predicted model, not a curated record. Lineage: Eukaryota; Fungi; Ascomycota; Lecanoromycetes; Lecanorales; Parmeliaceae. The transcript has a single exon. The coding region runs from base 1 to 2238 and encodes 745 amino acids. Gene Ontology annotation, cellular component: microtubule organizing center.